Messenger RNA from Funneliformis geosporum, 207 nucleotides. The record is from the annotation of a GenBank genome assembly. Lineage: Eukaryota; Fungi; Glomeromycota; Glomeromycetes; Glomerales; Glomeraceae.
AUGUCCGAAGACGAAAAGAAAUUAUCUAAUAUUCGCAAUAUUGGCAUCAUGGCUCACAUUGAUGCUGAGUACCAAAUAAAUAUUAUUGAUACCCCUGGACACGUUGACUUUACUGCCGAAGUGGAAAGAUCCUUGCGAGUUUUGGAUGGCGGAAUAGUCGUAAUGGAUGGCAAAAAAGGAGUGGAGGCUCAAACUGAAACGGUUUGA